Molecule: messenger RNA, 3626 nt
Organism: Labeo rohita (rohu)
Lineage: Eukaryota; Metazoa; Chordata; Actinopteri; Cypriniformes; Cyprinidae
Product: protein FAM110A
Exons: 2
Coding region: 619-1977 (452 amino acids)
Source: RefSeq, a predicted model, not a curated record
AAUUCAAUCGUCCAUCAGUGUUCAUGAAAAUGUAGUUGCUCUCACUUUUUCUCACAAAGAUAUUUUAGCUCUUUACUAAAUUCAUACGGUACAACCUAGUUUGAUUUUACCUGUUCGAGGUCAACAUUGGAAACUGCUGAGGACAAGAGUCCAGGAUUACAAGAAAAAGAGGAUCGGGUUUUUAAGGAGUGUUUUACUUGUCUGGGACAUCUGGAGUUUGAGAGGAAAAGUCUGAGCCACUGUGUUUCACCAGAACUGUUUUAACUCACUUAAGGAUCUACCCCGUCCUGGUGGGUCACUCAGUCGGACUGAUGUGGAAUGCGACCCUUUAUGACCCCAUCCCACGGGCCUCUAUUCAAUGAGCUGGACUCGGGAGAGAGCAGAUAAUAGAGGCAAGAGGCCGGCACACAAAAAAGAGUAAAAGAAACAGCAGCAGGAGUGUUCAGACUGGUAAGAAAGUUAAAGGGGCUCUUGAAGGUGGGGAAAAAGAGCUUAAAAUACAAAGGACACAGAAUAAAGAGACCUGCGACUACAGAAGUCUUUCUUGGGACUGCAAGGCAGAAACUUUGACCCUUAUCCUUCAUUUCACCUCUUAAAUUAAUCCCACUGCUACCAAUCAUGCCAGUGGAGACCCUUCGUCCCACAGAUGGCCGUCUUAAUGGGGGUCCCUUCACCUCUGCCAUGCCUUUCCGAAUCCUCAACAAAGGCCCGGACUACUUCCGCAGAGUGCCGGAUUCAGGAACGCGGAAGCUGAGUGCAGUUGAGCGUCUGGAAGCGGACAAGGCCAAGUACGUGAAGAGUCAGCAAGUAGUCCUUACGAAACAAGAACCUGUGAAACCCCCAAUCAUCCGCAAACCGCUGUUAUCUCCAAGCAUGAUGAUGCAGUGCAGAAUAAACACUCCACCAGCAAGGAAGAUUACCCGGCGGCUACUUGAGACGGAGAACGGAGGACCCGACCAUGCAUUGAGCAGAGGACCUCAACUUAACCUGGAAGUACUUAAUAAUCUAAUCAAUGUCUGCGACGGACCACUUGCAUCUUCGCCUACCCCAUCCUCUUCUUCUCCCUCAGCCUCCUCACCCUCCUCGGGAGGUCAUAGUAUUGGCAGUGGACAAUCUGCUGAACCUCAGCACUGCAUUAACUUUAAAGCACACCUUGGCUCAACGCCCAACUCCUCUCGCACCUCAUCUCCACUUAACAAUCAACCCUCACCUGCAGAGCCAAGCCGAAGGCCACCUCCGGUCCCAGCCAGAGCUCCUCGAAUGGUACCACAAGGUAGUUACGGAACCCCCAACUCUGUAACUGUGCGACGGGUGGAUGUGCGACCACACGCAGAGAUCAGGAAACCUCAGAGAUUGCCUCUACAGCCCAAACCGAGACAAGCUCAAGUCGCUCAACCACAGAUAGCCCAGCCACAGGUACCUCCCACACCUUCUGCUAAGCAGCAACCUUCGACAGCUCACCCUUCAUCCCCCUGCAUACCCUCCAGCCCGCUGCUUCUACGCCCUGGCAUUCUGCCCCCAGCUUCCCCCGCUAUCACCCGCAUUUCCUCAGCCAGCUCUCGAGGAUCACGUCCCGGCUCAACCCGGAAGCACCCCACCCUCCACCGCUCCAAGUCGGACUUGAGCGACCGCUACUCUCGGGCCACAGCUGACCUGGAGCGCUUCUUCAACUACUGUGGGCUGGACCCAGAUGAGGUGGAUGGAAUGGGUGGCGUGGAGCGUUUCGCCCGGGCAAAUUCAGACAUUGUUUCGGUCUCCAAACUCCGCAGCGUCAGUACGCCUAGCUCGGAGUGCGGGGACGGUGGGGAUGGACGUCGAGGAGAAGAGGAUGAUGACGAUGAUGACGACGGGCCUGUAAAGCCCAGCGAGCGUGUUCCUUACGGCAUCUCGGUCAUCGAGAGGAACGCACGUGUAAUUAAGUGGCUCUACGGUAUCCGACAAGCACGGGAUGCGUCACAAAACAUCUCCAAUGUUUAGAAGCGUCUCUCCGGUUGUCUACUCACCCAGACAUGGACAGUAUAAAUAAGACUUGCUGUAGUAUUCGGUUGAUGUCUAUCACACACCUAAUAUUUAUUACGUUCUUGUUUGAAGAUGUUUAAAGGCUCUGACAAGUAUUUGUUUUGUUUGUAUUUGCCUUACAAUAUGGAUAAUGUUCAUGAUGUUUGUUACAUAGAAUUUACAUGGACUUCCUGUUGUUUUUCAAGCGCGUGAUGAUUUGCAAGGAUGACGUACCUCUAUGCGGAAUACUACAGACUCUCAGCACUGUGACUUUGAUACGUUUUGAUUUAAGCAAUAAGACUAAUGCUAAAGGCACUAAAGUUGCUGAAUGGAUGAUGAUGAAGAUGAUGAUGAUGAAGGCAGCAGUCGAUCUGCUGUGCUGGUGCUGUUCAGGUACAAAGUCUUUAUUAAACAGCAGUGCUGUGGGACCCGUGGCCUAAGCUAAUUCCUGGAACCAUUGUGUUCAUAGUAUUGGAACUCAGGCAGGUACUUUCUAGUUUUGGAAAUCUUUGUACUGGUUGAAGAAUUGAAGAAUGAAUGAAGCUAUUUACGAUGCUUGUGUUUGAGGUCAUCGUUUGGUGUCGGUGGUAAUAAGACCUCAGGGAUGUGUUUAAUAAGCCACACCUAGAACAGACACAGCCUGCGAAGUGCACGCAUGUAGAAACUGAGACACAUACAAGUCCCUGCUCACUGUGCACAUACUUUUGCUCCAUAGGUGUCAAAUUCACAAGUGCGUCAGAUGUUCAGUGUAGAGUUUAUUUGAAGGUGAGACUAUGAUACUGUGAAGAAUUCAGAGCUUCCACAGAGGCGCUGCUCCUCUGCAAACAUGGCUGAUAGACUGUUAAUGUUGAAUAUAAGUUUCAAAGUUCAAAAUAUAAGCAUGUGAGAGCCUCUUGUCAGCAUGCACACUUGUAGUACAUGGCAAAGCACAGUUGCACGAUGUGCACUUCUCAAACAUGCAUUCCAGAAACAAAUGGACGUACAUUCCAUUCAGCUUAAUGUUUAUGUAUGAUUUGUGUGGGUUUUGUUUGUUUGUGACUGUUCCUUCUGCCUGUUUCUGUGUUUCGGAUAGGUUAUGUUUUUAAACAGUUGUGUAAGACAGGUAAGGUUUAAGAGCUGACAGAACUGAGAGAGGGUGUUUGCCUCAACUCUCAGGGGAAUCAAAGCUGUUAAAUCUGUUUACUGCCGAGUUUUCGCACUUGUAGUAAAAAGGAAAGCCUUACGAAGAGAAAAACAUUAUUUUGAUGGAAGUUGGGUGAAGAUACACAUAGACAAGUCAUGAGGCCACGCAAAUGUUCACUUUUGGUUGAGAAAGUUUUACUUUAGUAAAAAAGCACAAUAAUCAAGAUUAUUUUUUUCCUUGACUGUGCAAUCUAAAUGUAGCCAUAAAUGCAUGAAGAGGUAAAUGCGAAACAUUUAUUGACUGAAAUACAUUGCUCUGCUGGCACAUUCAGAAAGAAUACACACAAAGGUACAAACCCUCAAACAGUUCAGUGCGGUAGUUAUUGCAGUAGGAGGGUAACAUGGUGGUUCUGCUUGUUCUCUGAAGUUUACCAUCGACUCAGACAGUCGAAUGCAAAAUCGGUCUUUUGAAGAUGUCAAUAAAGAGAUGAUGUUUUUGAACACAA